This is a messenger RNA of Pomacea canaliculata, 2500 nucleotides long. RefSeq names its product solute carrier family 28 member 3-like. NCBI's taxonomy places the organism in Eukaryota, Metazoa, Mollusca, Gastropoda, Architaenioglossa, Ampullariidae. The transcript has 13 exons. Gene Ontology annotation, biological process: nucleoside transmembrane transport. The record is from RefSeq and is a predicted model, not a curated record. The coding region runs from base 29 to 1921 and encodes 630 amino acids. Gene Ontology annotation, molecular function: nucleoside:sodium symporter activity. Gene Ontology annotation, cellular component: membrane.
UGACGAAUCACCUGGACAGCGGCUCACCAUGUCCAUGUCAGAAAGUGAAGAAGAACCACGAAGCACCAUCCAACUGGUCUCCGUCAUUCAUGUGGACAAACCAGACUUUGACAAUGUGUCUGCUUCUACGGGGUCACAGCUGCCGCUGAGCAACGGCGACGGUGCGAACGUCACCUUACAAAUAACGACAGACCACGUGACCCCAGAAAGGAAGGACAACUCUCAAUGGCACAAGCUGUGCUUCCUGCACCGCGUGAACCACUUCAUCCGGCGCAGCGUCCACACGCGCUGGAUGGUGGUGAGAAAACUGCUGCAGGUGGCGCUGCUGUUGCUGUACGUGGCCUACUUUUCCUACGCCAUGUACCACAAGUCCAGCGGGGAGCCGGCCCUCCGCCUCCUCGUCUUCACUGUCAUCGGCGCUGUCGUCCUCGUCCGUCGUCUCCUGGCCAGACUCGGCCUCUGUGGUCGACCUGCGUGUGUCGGGCAGUUGUUGGACAGAUGUCGUGAGAGAGGCAUUCAUAUAAGAAAAAUUAUUAAAUGGACUCUCUAUUUUUUGAGUACUGGGGGCGCCGUGGCAUUCCUUAUUGUAGAAAUCGCCAUCAAACACCCGCGGAACUUGAUAUCUCUUGUCGGACUUGCUGUUCUCCUCUUGAUAUGCUAUCUUAUCUCAGUCCAACCCGAAAAGGUCAACUGGCAUGCGGUGUACUGGGGCAUGGCCCUGCAGUUCUGGUUUGCUGUUAUCAUCCGAAGGACUUCUUUUGGAUCCAGCGUCUUCGAGUGGCUUGCAGAUCGUGUGGUGGAGUUUCUGAGUUACACGGACAAAGGAUCGGAAUUUGUUUUCGGACGCUCCUAUCGAGAUCACUUCUUUGUGUUCCAGGUGAUGCCGACUAUCAUUUUCUUCAACUCUGCAAUCGUGAUGCUGUACCACCUGGGUGUCAUCCAGAUAUUUGUCGCCAAAUUCGGGAGCCUGAUGAGCUUCUGUCUGGGCACGAGCCCCAUCGAGUCCGUCAACACCGCCAGCAACUUGUUUCUCUCCAUGACCGAAUCAACGGUUCUAAUCCAACCUUUCAUUGGUGAGCUGACCAAGUCGGAGCUGUUCGCUGUGAUGACGGGAGGAUUUGCCAGCAUCGCCGGGUUUCUGCUGGGGGCCUUCAGCGCCUAUGGUGCUCCCAUCGACCAUCUACUAACUGCCAGCGUGAUGUCGGCACCCGCUGCCCUCGCCUUUGCCAAGCUUCUGUUUCCUGACGAACGGCCGCCCUCCAUCACAGCCAAAGAUGCCUACACAGUGGCACUGGGACAUUCCAGCAGUCUUCUUGGGGCCUUGUCUCACGGCGCCAGCCAGGGUCUGAAGAUGGCCAGCAACGUUGUCAUCAACCAGAUCGUCUACAUCGCUCUGCUGGAAUUCCUCAACAUGACGCUGAUGUGGUUUGCCGAGCGUGUCGGUGUGGAGGGCUUCACCUUCUCUGACCUCAUGGCCUACAUCAUGUACCCAUUGACCUACACCAUGGGUUUUGAGACUCAGGACUGUUUCAAGAUGGCAGGUCUUCUGGCGCAUAAAAUUCUCACAACUACAAUGUUGUCUUACGUGGAGCUUGGCCAUCUUAUCACCAACAACAGACACCUUGCUAACUACGUGGAAACCACGAACGGCACGUGGCGCCAUCUGGGUGACGACAUUUCCUUGAUGCCACUAACACAACUCUUGUCGGAGGUGUCGUCUCGGAAAGGUCUGGGGUGUUGGCGACCUACAUGUUGUGCGGACUCAGUAACCUGGGUUGCAUCGGCAUCACAAUCGGAGCGUUCGUGUCGCUGCCCCCAGCGCAUUCGUGACGUCAUCAAGCACGCUCCCUUCGCUCUCCUGGCCGGAAACUUCGCCUCCUUCUCUACGGCCUGCGUGGCAGGUCUUCUAUUUACUGACUAAAUAAAAUACGUUUCGCAACAUUCACCUGAUGUGGUAUCGUGCGUUUAAACAUUUUAAACAUUGCGUUUGAACUGUUCUUUUUUACAUUAUUAUAUACUUCGGCCAUUUCUUCCUCCUUUUGUUUACACUCUAAUUCUGUGCUUUGGAGUGUAUGAUUUGUUUGUUUGUUUUCUCCUUGCAAACAAAUCAAAUUACAUGUUAGGCUGAUGAUGAUGUACAGUGGUAUGUACAAUAGGGUCAUACAUCAAUCACACAAACAUUCAGAACAAUAGAAAUCGUGCAACAAAUCAACAGAGUGAAAGCUGAAGACAACAUAAAACUAGUCAGUGGACUUGUUAACUAAAACUCCAAAUGUUCGUUUAAUAGCUGUAUUGCGAUACCACGUUUGAAUUAUUAUUUAUUUAUAAAAUGCGCUUCAGAUACUUCGUGCUUCUAUUCUAAAAGAAAGAAUAAUUAAUGCUGGCAGUGUGCUCUGCCCAAUGUGAAUAUGACUGUGUUGUAUGUGUGUUGCGUCUUGGCAUUAAUUGUUUGUUUGUAAGCGAAUAAAUAUUUUUAACAUGCUUUGUUUGUCUUCAGAUG